Molecule: messenger RNA, 1729 nt
Organism: Papilio xuthus (Asian swallowtail)
Lineage: Eukaryota; Metazoa; Arthropoda; Insecta; Lepidoptera; Papilionidae
Exons: 5
Coding region: 130-1515 (461 amino acids)
Source: RefSeq, a predicted model, not a curated record
UACAAAUGUGGGUAGUUACAUUCCUAUACUUGAAAUGGAUUUGUGUUAUUAGAAGUAAAUGUUGCGCUGGUCGCGACAAAUGUGUUGAAAAUAAUAGUAAAUAUUAGUGUUUAUGCAGUUGAAAACGAUAUGGAAUCUGAUAAAGAGAAUUUGAAUAAGUGGAUCGACAAAACACGGAUACCUUUACCAUUACAACCAUUGCCGGCUUUACCGAAGCAUUUAUUGAAAAGUGACCAGCAAAGAGUUCCAUUAAGAAGUCUUAAUAGCGUCGAUCUUGUAGCUGGAUCGAGUCGAACGUACGGAAAAUUUGUAUCUCAUAAACAAAAUGUUCAAAAUCAAAAUACAGGGGGUGAUAAGUUUGUAACUUUAAGACAAAAGAAUGAUGACCUCGAUUGGGACCUUAAACUUAUAAAUGACAAGAAUAAAGACGAAGAAGAUAGUGUGAUAACAAUUAGUGAUGAUAGUUUUAGUGAAAAAGAAAAUUUAGGAACCGUUGAACCGAAAAAGGUUAACACACCUUACAAAUCGCCAAUAUUAGAACCGAAUAAAUUUAAAAAUGUAAAGAGAAGUUUAAAAAGACCGCACAGUCGUGAGUUGCAAGGACUUUCACCGUUAGGAGCGGCUGAAAAAAAAGGGGAUGAGAAACAUAAGCGACGUUUGAAAUUCGAUGAAAAUUUCCGCGAUCUACAACCUCCGGAUUAUUGUGAGGAGUUGUAUAAGAAGUGUCUGCACAGCGACUACGCGAAAGAUAUGUUUGAAUAUUUGUUAAGCGUUGAGACACCAGGCCAAGUGUCAGUUCUGCCAACAAUCAGUCGUGCUUGCGUUCUUAAUUGGCUGAUGAAAGUUAAUGGUCCUCGAGGAAAUCCGGCGGUAGUUCAGACCGCUUGUUGGUACUUGGACUCCGUGCUCUGCGGUCGCGUAGUCCAAGUAGACCAGUUGCAGCUGGUAGCCGCUGCAUGCUUCUGGAUAGCGCAGAAGAUCCACGGUCCUGUCUCGUUAGCCUCCAAACUCGUAAAGUACUCGAACAGAGCCUUCAGUUGCAACCAACUCAGGAAGACUGAAAUGGGAAUCUUAAAUAGACUGAAAUUCCCUAAACAACCGAUAGUACCUCAAGAUUUUAUCACCUACUUAUCAUGGGUUUCAAAUAAAUCUUGCUUCGGAGAGAUCGAAAUAGCCGCAACGUUUCUCUGCAUGUCCGCUCUGAUGAUUGACAAGUCCUUCAGCUCUGAAUUGCCGUCAGUCAUCGCAGGAGUCUGUGUACGAAAUGCUCUUAUAGCGCUCGGAGAUCGAGAAUCUAUCCAGCGUCUUCAUAAUUGUCCAAUAUUUCAAGCAAUACAGAAAAAAACGGAGAACGUGUGUGCAAUAUGUUCGCGGUUACGUCGAGCUGUCGGUGUUGUCGCACAAAACAAUUUCGAAUACAAAGCGCCAAUCGAGCUUUUCGGUGCAGGUCCACAUUUUAUAGCGCAAAAAGUGAUAAAAUUUGUAAAAGAUACAUUCGCCGUCAACUGUACAUAGACCUUUUUGAGGAAAAUGAUCACAACAUAAUGGAAUAGUGACGUGAUCUUAAGACUGGUUGGUUAACUUUAUGAAUAAAAAACAAGAUGGCAGAAUGCCUCGACUGACCGACUGUACUAUUUAUAUGAAUAUUUUAAUUGUAUUUUACACUUGGAUUUUUCUUAAUGCCUAAAAGUAUAAAGAGUUUUGAUGUUUCAUGCUAUUAUAGAUUAAA